AUGUGGAGGACAGUAUGGUGGAUCUGAAGGAGUUGUCUUGUCUCCAAACUAUCCUCUAAACUACACUACAAGACAGACUUGCUCCUACUACAUCACUGUGUCCACACAGUUUGUGGUGUUUGGUCAGUUUGCUGUUUUCCAGACAGCGAUGAAUGACUCAGUGGAGCUGUUUGAUGGAGCCAAUGAGAAUGCUCGGUUGCUCAGCUCCCUUGCUGGGUCACAUUCAGGAGAGACACUGCCAUUGGCAACUUCCAAUCAAAUCAUGCUGCGGUUCAAUGCUAAGAGUGGCCAGUCAGCUAGAGGUUUCCACUUUGUCUACCAAGCUGUGCCUCGCACUAGUGACAGUCAGUGCAGUUCAGUGCCAGAGCCUCGGUACGGCAGGCGGAUCGGUUCAGAGUUCUCAGCUGGUUCUGUGGUUCGGUUUGAGUGCAGUCCAGGAUAUCUACUGAAAGGAUCCAGUGCUAUGCGGUGCCAGGCUGUGCCAGGUGCCCUUGCCCAGUGGAAUGCAACAACACCAACCUGUAUAGUUCCCUGCAGUGGCAAUUUGACUGAACGUCGCGGUACAAUACUGUCUCCUGGCUAUCCUGAACCCUACCCAAACAGUCUCAACUGUCUGUGGAGGAUCCAUGUCAGUGAAGGGGCUGGGAUACAGAUCCAAGUGAUGACGUUUGCUACUGAGCACAACUGGGACUCUUUGGAGAUCUACGAUGGAGGAGACAUGACAGCUCCUAAAUUAGGGUCAUUUUCUGGUAUGACAGUAUGCUCUCUCACACACACAAACGCAAACUCAUGCACAGACUCACAUGCACACAAGCACUCCAGAAAUCUAUGAUGGAUGAGAUAUGACAGCUCAUAAACUAUAGACCCACACACAUAGCACAUAUGCACACUCGAACAUGAACACACACACACAAGAUCUAUGAUGAAUUAGAUAUGACAGGUCUUAAACUAUAGAUACACACGCAU
Molecule: messenger RNA, 966 nt
Organism: Micropterus dolomieu (smallmouth bass)
Lineage: Eukaryota; Metazoa; Chordata; Actinopteri; Centrarchiformes; Centrarchidae
Product: CUB and sushi domain-containing protein 1-like
Exons: 6
Coding region: 149-832 (227 amino acids)
Source: RefSeq, a predicted model, not a curated record